AUGCUUAGCGACGCGCUGCCACUGGACCGUGCGCCGCCAGACCAGCGCAGCGCGGAAUGCAAGGCUGUCAAGUACGACCUCGAGAAACUUAGCGACGUCUCGGUAAUCAUCACGUUCUACAACGAGCCGUUUUCAACCCUUUUCCGCACUGUGCACAGCGUGCUGAACCACACGCCGCCGGAACUUUUGCGUGAAAUCAUUUUGGUCGACGACGGCAGCAACUUCGUGUUCCACUCGCAGUUCGACGAGCACGCGACGCACCUAGACUAUCACUACUACGAACUGAUCCGCCGCUACAUCGACUACUUGCCAAAGGUGCACCUCACUCGGCUGGCGCGCCGCCAAGGACUCGUCAAAGCCCGCAUGGCCGGCAUCAACCAGGCGACCGCCGACGUCUUUAUGAUCCUCGACAGCCACGUCGAAGUAGGCGAGGGCUGGCUCGAGCCUAUACUGCAGACCAUCCACGACGAUAACGACGCUCUGGUCAUCCCCCACAUUUACUCGAUCUCUGCUAAGGACUUCAGCUAUCUCACCAAUUCCGGGAUCGGCUGCCAGAUCUCAUUCAAAUGGGACAUGACCGAGCUAAGUUCGUUUGAGCAAAGUUACCCGGGCGUGACGCCGAUUUUAUCGCCGUCGCUUUCGGGCGGGCUGUUUGCGGUACACAAAGAGACGUUCUUGCGCCGCGGCGCGUUUGACAUGAACUUCGAAGGCUGGGGCUCGGAGAACGUCGAGCUCGGCUUUCGCUGGUGGAUGUGUGGCGGCAAGGUCGCCGUGCGCAACGCGCGUAUUGUCUGCACGCAGCCGCGUAGGAUCGCCGCAGUCGGACUCGCGAGGUUUGUGGGGCAGCGCGUUGCAGCCGACUCGCAACUCUCGCUGCGCGCCAAGCGCGGAGCCUCCUGCGCAGGCGCCGCUGCGAAGCUGGUGGGUCAUUCUAUCCGUUUCGAGAGCACCGCGACGCGCGACACGCGGCUGCUGUACGCUACGGACGGCGUGUUGCUCAAGCAGUUUAUGGAGAACCUCGGCGACGACGGCGAGUUGCAGCGCUUGCCGUACGACUACAUCAUUAUUGAUGAGGCGCACGAGCGUUCCGUGCGCAUCGACUUGCUGCUGCAGCUGCUGAAACGGCUCAAAGAAGUCGACAUUUCACAGGCCGCAGCCGAGCAGCGCGCCGGUCGCGCAGGCCGAACCGCGCCCGGCACCGUCUUCCGGCUUUACACGAGUUAA
Messenger RNA from Dermatophagoides pteronyssinus (European house dust mite), 1224 nucleotides. Its product is annotated as polypeptide N-acetylgalactosaminyltransferase 11-like. NCBI's taxonomy places the organism in Eukaryota, Metazoa, Arthropoda, Arachnida, Sarcoptiformes, Pyroglyphidae. The record is from RefSeq and is a predicted model, not a curated record.